AUGUCUGCCGCUUCCGCUGCCGAGACCAAGCCUGAGGCUGUCGCUCCCGCCGUCGACGCCUCGGCCACCUCCCCCUCCGCUCCUGCUGCUGAUGCUAACACCGUCGCUGCCGACGACAACGCCGACGGCGCCAACGUCGACCCCAACGCUACCCUCCAGGUUCGCGCCCUCGUCUCCACCAAGGAGGCCGGUAUCAUCAUCGGCAAGGGUGGUGCCAACGUCGCAGAGCUUCGCGAGCAGACUGGCGUCAAGGCCGGCGUUUCCAAGGUCGUUCCCGGCGUCCACGACCGUGUCCUCUCCGUCACUGGUACUCUCACCGGUAUCUCGGACGCCUUUGCUCUCAUCGCCAAGACCAUCCUCGAGAACCCUCUCAACGCACCCGUCCAGGCAGACGGCUCCCCCGCCGAUGCGGCUGCUCAGACCACCUCGGUCCGUCUCCUCAUCUCGCACAACCUCAUGGGCACCGUCAUCGGUCGUCAGGGUCUCAAGAUCAAACACAUCCAGGAUCUCUCCGGCGCUCGCAUGGUCGCCUCCAAGGAGAUGCUCCCCCAGUCCACCGAGCGUGUCGUCGAAGUGCAGGGCUCCGUCGAGGCUAUUCGUGUCGCCAUCCACGAGAUCGCAAAGUGCCUCGCCGAGGACUGGGACCGCUCCCAAAACGUCGUCCUCUACCAGCCUGGUCAGGGUGACGGCCCCGGCAUCCUCGCCGCAGGUGGCAUGGGUGGCCUUCAGCAGCAGGGUUCGCGUCGCCAGGGUGGCCCCGCUUACCUUGCCGGUGCCAUGAACAACAUGUCGCUCAACUCGAACGCAAACGGUGCCUUCAACUCGAACCGCCGCGAUGCCGCAGCCGCAGCUGCUGCCGCCGCUAGCAACACCAACAGCAGCAACAACAACGCUGCCGGAUCUCGCCGCACCGACCCCAACGCAGUCGUCACCCCCGGUGGAGGCCUCGUUGCCGGCGCCACGACCAACUCUGCCACCGCCGGCGAGCCCAACGCCUCGGCUCCCCCCCUCGUCGACGCCGCCAACCUGCGCACCCAGAACAUCUCGAUCCCUUCCGACAUGGUUGGCUGCAUCAUCGGCAAGGGCGGUUCCAAGAUCACCGAGAUCCGCCGUCUCAGCGGUUCCAGGAUUUCGAUCGCCAAGGUUCCGCACGACGAGACGGGCGAACGCAUGUUCACCAUCCAGGGCACCCCCGAGGCCAACGAAAAGGCGCUCUUCCUCCUCUAUAACCAGCUCGAGACCGAAAAGGAGCGUCGCCAGAAGCAGACAAACGCCGGCGGUGCAAAUGGUGGCGCCGUCGACGACGAUACCCCUGCCAACGCCUCUGCUGCUGCCACUUUGGCUUGA
Pseudozyma hubeiensis SY62 is the source of this 1347-nucleotide messenger RNA. RefSeq lists its product as hypothetical. Gene Ontology annotation, biological process: 3'-UTR-mediated mRNA stabilization. Lineage: Eukaryota; Fungi; Basidiomycota; Ustilaginomycetes; Ustilaginales; Ustilaginaceae. The record is from RefSeq and is a predicted model, not a curated record. Gene Ontology annotation, molecular function: mRNA 3'-UTR AU-rich region binding. Gene Ontology annotation, cellular component: nucleus; cytoplasm. Bases 1 to 1347 code for a protein of 448 amino acids. The transcript has a single exon.